This is a messenger RNA of Mangifera indica (mango), 1324 nucleotides long. RefSeq names its product heat stress transcription factor B-2a-like. Gene Ontology annotation, cellular component: nucleus. NCBI's taxonomy places the organism in Eukaryota, Viridiplantae, Streptophyta, Magnoliopsida, Sapindales, Anacardiaceae. Gene Ontology annotation, molecular function: DNA-binding transcription factor activity; RNA polymerase II cis-regulatory region sequence-specific DNA binding. Gene Ontology annotation, biological process: regulation of transcription by RNA polymerase II. The record is from RefSeq and is a predicted model, not a curated record.
CUCAUACUAAAAAUAUAAUUAAUUCUUUUUUUUUUUUAAACCGCAUCGUUUUCGUCGCCUUGUCCUCUUCAGUCUUCUUUUCUUACCUUCUUCGCUUCUCCAUAAAUAAUCCUCCCGUUACGAACUUUCUAGAAUUACCCCAAACCCAGCCUAUUCCAUCCCAGCAAAAUAUCUCCCAUUUUUGUUGGAUUGUAGUAAAUGCUAUGGCUCCCCCACACGUGGUGCAAAAUGGGGACACCACCACCGUCGGAGACUCUCAAAGAUCUAUUCCGACACCCUUUUUGACCAAAACUUAUCAGUUGGUUGAUGAUCACUCUAUUGAUAAUGUUAUUUCUUGGAACGACGAUGGAUCUACCUUCGUCGUUUGGAAUCCUACCGUUUUUGCUAGAGAUUUGCUUCCUAAGUACUUUAAGCAUAAUAAUUUUUCUAGUUUUGUCCGUCAACUCAACACCUACGGAUUCAAAAAAGUCGUACCUGAUCGGUGGGAGUUUACGAACGAAUGCUUUCGCAGAGGCGAGAAACAGCUUUUACGUGAAAUUCAGCGACGGAAGAAUUCAACGGCAACGACAACAACGCCACCAGUAAAAGCAACGGCGGUUCCGGUGGUGAAACCGAUGGUAUCGCCGUCGAAUUCGGCGGAAGAACAAGUUAAUUCGUCGAACUCAUUGCCAGCACGAACUGCGGACACGUGUGAAAAAGCGUAUGCUGAAAUAAUUGAAGAAAAUGAGAAAUUAAAGAAGGAAAAUGUACAGUUAAAUAAGCAGUUGACCGAGAUGAAGAAUCUCUGCAAUAAUAUAUUUACUAUGAUGUUGAAUUACGGCAGUGCUCAAUCGGAAAACAUUUUUCCGGCGAUGGAUUCUUUACCGAUAAAACGGUUUUCCGGCGAGGAGGUGAGUCCGAGGUUGUUCGGUGUGCCGAUCGGCGUAAAACGCGCGAGACAAGGAGAAGGUGCGGGAAUGAAGGAGGAUGACACGCUGUUGAAGUUACCUGCUCCAGGGGCUCAGGUGGUGAAAUCUGAGCCCUUGGAUUGUCAACGAAGUGGUGGUGAUCACCUUAAUCAUCAAGACACGCCGUGGCUUUGGCAGAGUCACCGACCUAAUCAGAGGGUCUGUAACUGAUAAUCAGACGGUGAUCAGUGAAUCACUGUAUUCUGAUAAAGGUGCUGUGCCUAUAUAGGAACAGUCACGUGUCUACCGUGUCACGUGAUUUGUGGAAUUUUUUUUGAAAUUUUGCAUUUUAAGCAAGUUAAAAAUGAAUACGGAAUCUUAAGUUGAUUCACGUGUUCUAAAUUAACGAAGAGUAUGAAAAUCACUCCUCUUUGUUA